AUGAAUGAUGAAUUUGAAUGUUUUCUAAAAGAAAAAAUUAUAUCAUUGUUAGGGAUUAGUGAUGAUGUUUUUAACGAUUGUAUACAAAGUGGGAAGAAUAAAAGUGAUUUAUAUUAUUUCUUUUCAUCAUCACCAUGUAACACUACUUUGUUUUUUGUCUUAUACAAGCAUAUAUACGAAUAUGAAUUAAAUGAAAAAAGAUCAAGUGAAACUAAUGAGAAAUAUAAAAAUAUAGCAUUGGAUGAACAAAUAGAUGAUCAAGAUAAGGACAAAUGUGUAGAAAAAGAGAAAAAAGAUAAUUAUAACCAUAUUGAUAGUUAUAAUAAAACAAAAAAAGAAAAUAUAAAAAAGAAGGAAAAUGUAAUAAAAAAAGAUGAUACAUUAAAAACAGAUGAAAACCUAAAAAAAAACGAAAAAGGAAAAAAUGAUAAGAUAGAAGAUAAUAAUGAAAUAAAAAAGAAGGUUGAAGUAGAAAAUAGUAAUAGAAUAGAAGAUAGCAAUAACAAUAAUACGAAAGAUAUGUACACAAAAUCUAAUGAUGAAUAUGAAAAAAUAGAAAAUAAUGAAAAGAAGAAGAUGAUACAUUAUGUAUUAAAAAUGAGUAUAGGUAAUAUAAACAUUAGUGAUCCUGAAGAUUUUCUGGAACAAAAAAAAGAAAAAAAAAAAAAAAUAUACAAACAAAUAAUAUUUAUUUUAAAAAUUAAAAAUGAAAAGAAUAGCAAAAAUAUAGAAGAAUAUUUUAAUAAUAAUUAUACAUAUGGAAACUUGCAUCAUAAUUAUAUUAACAAUUUGAAAACAUAUUUUAAAGUAUUUUUUUUACCCUUCUUUCAAUGUCUAUUAAAGAAAAAGAACUUUUUUGAGUAUAUUGGUGAAGGAAUAGACCAAAAUGUAAAAAUUGAAAAUGUUUUAAAUAAACUACAAAAUUUUAAAAAAAAUGAAAUUUUAAAUAAACAAUUAAUAGGUUCUGAAAAAUUUAGCGAAAAUAAACAUAUGAGCAUUAUUGAAAAUGAAAACUACUUAGAAAAAGAAGAAAAAUAUAUUGAAGAAGAAAAUAGUAUAAAUAACGAAGAAGGUGAAAACAUAAAAGAAAAUAUGAUUCUAUAUGAGAAAUCGAAUAUGUAUGGUAUUUUAAAUAAUAACGACAAUAAUUCAUAUAUAGAAAAAAAAAAUGAAGAAUUUUUAAGCAAUAAAAACUUGUUAAAUUCAUUUUAUUAUUUAUUAAAUUAUUAUAAACAAAUAUUAAAAGUAGAGCAAAUUUCUUAUAAUGAAAUUAAUGGAGACCUAAUAAAACUUAAGGAUGAUACAAUAAACAUAGAUAAUUAUUUAAAAAAUAUUUCAAAUAUAAUCAAAGAUUUUAUAAUAAAAGAAAAAAAGAAUGAUUUAAAAAAAAAAAACGAUAAAACAGUUGUGGAGUAUUGGAAAGAAAGAUUUCAUAGAAUCUACAAUUUACUUGAGCAAAUAAAUAGCAAAAAAUUUGAACAAAUCAUAGAAAAUAUAAAAGGAAAAUCUUAUAAUAAUGAAUUGUGCAACGAUAUAAAAUUAUUGUUAAAAGAAAUUGAAAAUAUGCAUAUUGAAUCAUUUGAAAUGAUAAAAUUUAGCAGGCUUUUGGAGAGUUCUUUUGAAACUUUAAAGUUUAAUCAUAUUAAUCAAAUGAAAAAUGGUAUUAAAUUGGUGAUGCGAAAAUUAAAAAACAUAUGGCUUAGUUCUAAAUAUUUUCGCAAAGAUGAAAUUAUAAUUGCUUUUUUUUUAAAGCUUUCAGAAAUAAUAUUUGAAUUUAUACUUUUUUUAGCUAUUAAAAUUAAAAAAAUUAAUAAACCCAAAAAAAUAAAAAAAUUUCUUUCUAAAUGUAUAGACAUAUUGAAAUUCUAUGAAAAAGAAUUUAUCUACGUUAAAUUAGAUAUAGAAACUAUCGAUAUAAGAAAAAAUUGGUAUUUUGAUAAAAGUAUAAUUUUUAAGAAUAUAAGACAUUUGCAGCAUGUUUUAGCUACUCUUUAUACGGUUUACUCAGAAAUUAUUUAUUUCACUGAUUUAUGUUUAAUAAAAUUAAAAAAAUUAGUAAAUAACAAAAAAAUUAUGAAUAAUAUAAUUCUAGAAAUUAAUAAAUUGUAUGAGCCAUUUAAUGAUGUAUUAAAAAACAUAUAUCUUUACGAUGAUGAAUCUAUUAUGUUAUUAAUGAAAAAAUUAAAUGAACAAUGCUUAAAAAUAGAAAAAAAAUGUAUUAAAAUUAUUUAUAUUCAAUUUUCUCAUUUAAGAAACACGAAAUCUACAUAUUUGUUAGUAGAAAAGUUUCAAAAUUUGAAAAAAAGCUAUAAAAUAGAUAGACUUCUAAUAAAAAAAUUAUAUGAUAUAUUAUUUUUAUAUAAAAAAGAACUAUAUUUGUAUAUUGAUUUAUUUAAUAAUAUGUGUACUAAUAAGGAUUUAGAUAUUUACAAAAGAAUGUUAUUUUGCUUGAAUAUUUAUAAAAAAAUUAAAAAGCCAAUUUUAAUAUUUAAAAAUAAUAACUAUAUAACUUCAUCAAAUGAAUACAAAAUUAUAGUUAAAUUAUAUAUUAAUUUUUGUAAAAAAAUGUUUUCAUAUAUUGUUGAUACUUAUUUUAUAUGGAAAAAUAAUUCUCUAUCUCAAAUGAAUAAGAUUUUAUCAUCAAAUAUAAUCACCAUAAAUAAACAGCUAAACUUUUAUUAUGUAAUUAAUUUUGACAAUAAUUUUUUUAAAACAAUAUAUGAAUAUGCUUACAUUGAAUCCAUAUAUGACUUUAAUACACCUAUUGAAAUAUUAAAUAUGUAUAACUUAAAAAAAAAAUUAUAUAGAUAUUUAUAUGAAUUAAAUGAAAUUAUUACUUUUUUCAAGGGUUUCACUACAACCAAAUCAGUUAUUGAGCAAAAAGUGUUAAUAAAAUUUUUUCAAUGUUUUGAACAGAAACUAAUAUAUAUUUCUAAUAAUAUAAAUUGGUUAAACUUAAAUAUUGAUCACUAUAUUAAUGAUUUAAAAAAUUGUAAGAGUUCAAUUGAAAAUGUUUAUCUAUCUUUAUCGUACUCUCUGAAUAGAAUAGAUAAAAUUAUUUUUAAUAUGCAGAAUGUUAACGUAGUCCGAUACAUUGAUUGGGGUAAUAUGAAGCCAUUACAUAUUCAACCUUUUUUUAAUUACUUUGAAGAAUAUAGGAUUAAUGAAAUCAACAAGAUAUUGGAAAAAUAUAAAGAAAUAUCACAAAUAUUAAUUAAAAUAGAACAAAUUGUUGAAAAAACAAAAAAUGGAAGAAGUGAAAUAAUGGAUGAACUGUACUAUUUGUAUCAAUGCAAAAUAUAUAAAUGUUUGAGUCUAAUUAUUAUAAAGGGAUUAUGUAACUAUGAAACACUAAUCGAAAAUGAUUUUCAAAAAAAAUUUUUAGAUAAUUAUAAGCCCUGUUUAUAUAUAAAAGAAGAUAUUUAUUCUGAUGUAUUCUUAAAUAAUUCAAUACAAAAUAUUUUUAAAUUAAUAUCUAAAUUAUUAACAAACCUACUCUUAUCAUCUUCGGAAUUCAUUAGAUGGUUAGAUUAUUCAUGUAUUGAAGUUCCUAUAUCGUUAAAAGAAGAUUUUGAGUUUUUUAAAAUGAAAUUUUCUUUUUAUCAGAGUGUUAGUAAAAAUAAAAUAAUCAUUGAUAGAAUAAUACAUAUACAUCAAUUAAUUCAAAACGUCUUUCAAAAAGCAAAUAAAUACAUAUAUAGUUUUUUAAAGUAUGAUAAUAUAAUAAAUUCAAUUAUUAAGGCUCAAAGUAACUUUAAUAUUCACCAGAAUAUUUCAUAUCCUUUGAUUUACUAUGAUAAUAUUCUGAAAAAUAUAACAAAUAUUCAAAAUAAGAUCGAUAAAGAAAAUGAUAAAAAAACUAUUCAAUUUAUUUCUUUAAAUAUAUCAUUUGUUCUUAAUUCAAUCAAAAACAAAUUAUUAGAUUCUAAAAAGUUUUUUUUUAAUAACUUACAUUUUAUAUUUACAACAUUAACAUGCUCUACUCUAAGUGAAAUAACUAAAUAUAGUGGAAUACUUAAAACAGCUACUAAUUCAAUGGAUAAAUAUGAAGACAUUAUAAAAACUAUAAACACAAUAAAGACAGAAAAUAUAAAUAUAGAGAUAAAUAUUCAAAAAACAGAAGAAAUUUAUAAUAUAUUAACAAUAUAUGAAGAUAAUAACAUAAAUGAAGAACAAAAGAAAAAAUUAUUUUUAUUAUAUCCAAUGUAUUUAAAUAUGCUAAACAUAGCUUUUUACAAUGAUAAUCUAAUGUUUGCAAUAAAACAGGAAUUUUACAAAAAUACCAAAAACAAAAUAAUUUUGUUUGAAGAAAAAGUAAAAAAUAUUUUAAAAAAGUUUCAUCUAUGUGGUCCAUCAUCAGAAAAUAUUAAUUUAAGUGAAGGAAUGGAAAGUCUAAAAAAAUAUAUAAAUGAAUUUAAAUUAUUAGAGAUAGAAAAAGAUGAAAUAAUUAAAGCUCAAAUUUUAUGCAACAUGAAGAUUUUACUAUUUGAAAAUUUUUAUUUACUAAAAAAUACAAUUAAAAUUUAUAAUUCUAUAUAUUCUAUAUAUAAUUCUUACACUACUAAAAUAAAUGACUUUUUAGAUGUUAUAUAUUAUAAAUUAAAUAUUAGAGAAAUAAAUAAAUCCUUAAAAGAAGUAAAAAAUGAAUUAUUAGUAUUACAAAAAGAACAACCUGAAACCAAGAAUAUUUUAGCAUAUAAAAAAAUAAAUGAAGAAUUGAGUAACAUGAAUACAACAUUAAUUAUUGUCUAUUUAUUACAAAAUACAAAUAUGAAACUAAUGAAUUGGCACGAAAUAAUAAAUCUUCAUUUAAAGAAAAACAAGAUAGAUGAUCAUAUAAAAUUUGAAAACAAUAUUAUAAUUAAUGAUAAAAAUAUAAACAUUAAAUCUAUAACACUUUAUGAUAUGCAUGAACUAAAAAUUUACUUAUAUUUUAAUGAUAUCAAAUAUAUAAUAUAUAAAAUUAAAGAAGUAGAAAAAUUAGAAAAUUACUUAAAUAAAAUUGAGAACGAAUGGAAACAAGAAUCACUAAAAAUAAUAAAAUAUAACGAUUAUUUUAUAUUAGAUGAUAAUAAAAAUAUAUUUAAAAAUAUUAAAAAAACAUUUAGUGAUUUGCAUUUAUUGAGAAACUUAAAUUUUGCUCAUGAUUUAAUUCCUAAAAUAAAUUAUUUACAAAAUAAAUUACAUUUUAUCUAUGAACAUUUAUCACUAUGGAUAUUAAUACAAAAAAAAUGGAUUAACCUAGAAAGAUUUUAUAACAAUGAAAAUUUUAGUCAUUUCAGCAAUGAAUUAAAAAAUUUUAAUAAAAUAAAUAAAAUAUAUAUUGAAAUAAUGAAAAAUACAAAAAAAAAUUUGAAUUUAUUUCAAAAUUGUAAUACCCAAUUUUUUUACUUUUUGAAAAAUUAUUAUGAUCGUGUAGUAUUUUUAACAAAAGAAACAAUAGAUAUUUUACAAGACAAGAAAUUUUCAUUUCCAGAUUUUUUUUUUCUAAGCGACGAGGAGUUACUUGAUCUUUUGUCCAAUACAGAAAUAGAGAAUUUAAAAAAAUACUGUUACAUAAUUUAUGAAGAUCUCCUAACUUUUAAUGAUAUUGAUAAAACAAUAACUGAAAUUAUUACUAUAAAAAAGAAUGUGUUCAACCUAAAAAAUGGAAUAAAAAUAAUAGGAAUAGAUACUUAUGUUGUUUUAAAAGAAAAAAUAAAAAGUGCUUUAAGAGAAAACAUUGUCACAUGCUUAAAAAAUUAUCAUAAUACUAACAAAAUAAUACCUAUUAUUAUAAAUAAUGUAUCAGUUGUCUCAAAUGUUGUAAUAAAAAUUAUAUUAAGUGAAGAAAUCAGAAAUAUAACACAAACAAAAAAUGUAGAAUAUACUGAUAAAAUUAUAAACAAGUAUCUGGAUAUUUCUAAUGAUUUAAUGGAAGAAUUAAAAAAACAAAAAGGAAAAAAUAUUCAAAAAAUAGAACAAUCUAUAAUUAUUUAUUUAGAAUUUAUUGAUAUAUUAAAAAAAGCCGUUCAAGAAAAUUUAUUUGAUGAAAAUAACUUCUUCUUAUAUUAUCAAUUUAGAUAUAUUCUAGAUAAAAAUAAAGAACAUAUUUCAAUAAAAUAUGGAAAUUAUACCUUUAAAUAUAAUUAUGAUAUAUUAGAAAAUAAUGAUUUAUUUAUAAAUUUAUUACCUAACAAUAAAUAUGUAUUUUCCAUAUGUUCAAAUAUAUAUAAAUCUUAUUAUAAUAUUAUAUGCGGAAAUAAUAAAACUUCAACUUUAAAAUAUAUAACAUCCACACUAGGUUUAAGAACACAUUUCAUUAAAGGAAGCUCAAAUAAUAUAAAAAAUAUACUUUUUGGUGUAAUUCAGCUAGGUUAUGCUCUAAUUAUACAAAAUGUUGAUGAAAUAAAAAUGGAAAUACUAUCUGUCUUAACAAAUAUAUUUAGAUCCAUACAAACAUGUUUAAAGAAAAAAGAAAAAAAUAUUUAUAUUUUUGGUAAAGAUGCUAUAUUUAAUAAUAGCAGUGUAAUAUUUUUUACUUCUAAAUCCUAUAGAUGUGGAAAUAUUCCUAUUAAUUUAAAAAAUUUGUGUAAAGAAGUUAUUAUAAAUAAUUAUCAAGAAAUAGAACUUAUAGAAAUGCUUUUAUAUAUAAAUAACUUUUCUAAUAUUAAAGAAUUAUGUAUUAAAAUUUGGAAUUUUGUUGAAUACUUAAAUUUUGUUUAUUUAAAUUCUGAGAGUAAUAUGUUAAAUGAUGUAAUUAAUAUAAUAAACUUAUGUAAAAAGAGAAAUAAUGAAUAUAAUGAAAAUCAUUUGUUAGCUAAUUAUGUUUUCAUAUACUACUAUGAUAAAUUGAAGAAUGUAGAACAAAAAGAAUUCGAAAAUUUAAUAAAAAAAUUUUUUGAUGUAGAAUUAAAUAUGAACUUUAAUUUAGAAAAAAAAAGAGAUUCUUUAAAAGAAUUAUUAAAAAAUGAAUUCAUAUAUUUAAAUUAUGACUCAUUUUUUAAAUAUGAAAAAGAUAUUUGUGUAUUAAAAGAAAAAUUGGAUAAUCAAUUUUUGUCAAUAAUAUAUGGAAAUGCUUAUAGCGGAAAAUCAACUUUAUUAAAAAUAUAUAACACCUUAUAUAAUUACAAAUAUUCUUUCAUUUAUUUAGAUUCUUUAUAUGAUUCAUAUAAUAAUUUCAGUGAAAGUUUUUUAUAUGAAAUAAUGAAAAAGAAACAGCAAAAAAACGAUGAAUACACAUUUAUCAUGAAAUUGAAUUAUCUUAAUCCUAUUAUUUAUAAUUUGUUAUCUUUAAAUAAAUUAAUUUAUUAUAAAAAUCAAAAAGAAGAAAGUAUCUGUGGAAAUAAAUUGAAGAUCAUAAUAGAGUGUAAUAAUAUAUCCUUUUUGGAUCCUUAUUUACUGAAUAAAAUGAAUAAAAUUUCAAUUAAGGAUAAUAUAAAUAUAUAUAAUUACUUUAAAAAAAGGAGUUAUAAUGUAUUAGAUUACAUUUUGAAUACUAAUAUUUUUUUGGAAAAAAAUAUACAAAAUAAUAAAAAUGAUUCUAACUAUAUAAAUUAUCAUGAGGAAAAAAAAAAAAUUAUUUUUGAGUUAUAUGAUGAACUUAAAUUAUUUUAUAGAAACUUUUUUCUACACAUUUUUAAUUAUAUAAAGAAAAGAAAAGGGGAAGAUUUUAAUAUAAGUAUUUAUUACACAAAAGAUGUUGAUAUAAAAAAUAUAAUUACAAGUGAUAACAUCGUAACAAAAAAUGAUUUGUUUAAUUUUUGUGAUAAUGAUAAAAUUAUAAUAAAUAAUUUCAUGGAUAUUUUUAAAAGUCAUAUAUUAAUUUUUUUAAAGGAGUUUGAUUUAUAUGAUGAAUUAUAUGAAUGCAGCAAAUCUAUAAGUAAUGAUACUAGUACCUUUCAAAAUAAUGAAACUUUACAUAACGAUAAUUCUGAAAAAACAAACUUAAAUGAAAAUACAUAUGAAGAAUAUGAUUUAGAUAAUAUAGAUAAAAACUACAUAGAAAAUAUAUGCCUAUCACAGGCAGAAAGAGAGAAUAAUAAGAAAAUAGAAAAAUAUAACAAAAAAGAAAUUCUAAAAUUGUUGACUAUUAAAAAUAAAGCUAUUUUUAUUUUAAUAAGCUGCCUCAUUUUUGUAUUUAACAAUUUUUUAAGUGAUAAUGAAAAAUCGAACUUUUUUAUAUUUCUAAAAAAAUUAUGUAUAUUCAAUAAUAUCUUUAUUAAUUUUAAUUUGGAAAAUUAUUUUUAUAAUAUAAAGAAAGACAAAUGGAUUUCUAUCAAUGAGUUUUUUAAUUUUAUUAAAAAUAGCCAAUUUGACGAAAAAAAUUUAAUAUUUUAUGAUGAAGAAAUUAAAAAAAAAAUUAAUUCAAUUAGCCUAUUGUAUAAAGGGGGGUCUAACAUUUGCUUAAUAGGAAGCAAAAAAAAUUGCAAGACAAUUAUAUUAAAAGAAAUUGUUGAUAAGAAUAAGAACAUCGAUCAUGUUAUGGUCACUGUCCUGAAAUAUACUAAUGUUCUUAAUUUUAAAAUUUUACACGACAAAUUAAUAAAAAAAAAUGUUAAAAGAUAUAUUCAUGAAUCCGUUUUUUACAUUUGCAUAGACGAUAUUCAUAUUAAUUAUGAAAAAUUAAAUAAUCAUUCUAUUGAAUUUUUGCAAAAUUUACAAAGGAAUUUAUGUUAUUUUGAAAAUAAAAUUAUUAAUAUAGAAAACAUAAAAAGCAUAAUUUCAUUAGAUUUUGAACACUUAAAAACAAAUUGUUAUUAUGAAAAUAUCUCUUAUUAUUACUCCUUUUUCUUUUUAAACGCAAACAGAAAAUUCUUAGUAAAUUAUUUUAAUGCUUUAAUAAAUUAUUCAUUAAAUAACAAAUUUCAGGCUGUACACAACAAGUUAGUAAAUUAUAGCUUAGAUAUAUUGUGGAAGAUUCAUGAAGACAUUAAUUUUGAAGAAAAAAGAGAAAAUAAUUUACUAUUUACAAAAGAAAAUAUUUUUUUGUUGUAUGAAGAUUUUUUUUACACUAAAACUAAUUUUGAAAAUGAACAAGAUGUGAUAGCAAAUUGGUGUGAAAAUACUAAAAGUAUAAUAUUAAAUAGAAUUUUAAAGAAGGAAAAUAAAAAGGAAAUAAGGAGAAGAAUAAAAAAUAUUGAACAAGAUUAUUUUCCUAAUUUAAGCAAUGAAAAUUUAUCUACCUACUUAAAUUAUUUUUCUAAAGAUGUUUAUGAAAAAGUUGAUAUCAACUUGCUAAAAGAUGAAUUCGUUAGGAAUUUAAGCAAUUACAAUAAUAUGUAUAUGAAUGCUAAGAUGUUUGUAGAAUUUUACUUUAAAAAAAUUAUAGAGAUUUAUAAAAAAAUAAGUAAAAAUAUAAAUUCAUCAAUGAUAAUUUGCAUGAAUAAAAAAAGAGCUGUUACAUUACUAAAUGCGAUUGCAUAUAUAUUAAAUAUAAAUACAAUAGUAAUAAAUAAAUCUAAUAAAGUUGAAAAUGUUCAAGAUAAGAUUAACUAUUAUAAUAGAUUAAGAUUUCAAAGAAAUCUUUUUAUAUUAAUUAAUUAUUCAAAUAAAUAUAAUGAUUAUUUCUAUUCUUUAAUUUAUAAAAAGUUUCCAUCUGUUUUUUAUGAGAAAAAUGAACUAUUCAAAAUGUAUACUAAAACAAGCUUAAUAUCAAACGAGAUGAAAUGGGAAAACAUUCAAAAUAUAAUGAAAAAUAAUACUUAUGUUUGUUUAGUUCAUGAAAAAAGAUUUGAUUUUAAAAUUAAUGUUUUUCAAAAUUACAAAAAUAUUUAUAAUGAUUUGAAUAUAAUUCAUUUAGAUUGUUGGGACAAAGAAGAGUAUGUUCAAUAUUGUACUUUGUUUUUAAAAAACUGCGAAGACAAUCAUUUUAUAGAUAAUAUAUUAAAUAGUUUUAAAAAAAAAGUAAUAUUAAAUAACUUAGAAGAUGAUAUUGAAAAACAGAACAAUAACAUAACUAUAGAGAAAAAAGAAAAAGACAAAGAAAAAAUUUUUGUAAAUUCGUUAGAUUAUAUAAAACAGAAAAAAGAAGGAAAUGUAACUAAAGAAAAUGAGAAAGGAAGUAAAAAUGAGAUCAAAAAAGAGAAAGAAAAUAAAAGUGGGGAAGAAGUAACAAAUGAAGAUGAAGAAGAAAAAGAUAGAAAAAAUGAGGGAAAAAAUGAAAAUGAUAUAAAAAAGAUAGACGAAGAUGAAAAAGAAAUAGGACAAAAAAAAGAAAAAGAAGGAAAUAAUGAGCAUGAAAAGAUAAAUCAAAGUAAAAUCAAAGAAAAUAAUAAAAAUGAAUUAGAAAAUGAAAAAAAAAAAGAAAAGAUAAUAAAAGAGGAAAUAACAAAAAAAAAAGAUUUUCGAAUAAAAAAAGAUAAAAAGAAGGAGAAAGAAAAUAAUUCUGAAAAUAUAAAUAAGAAAAGUAAAAAAGAAAAUAGAUCUUUAACUAAAAUAGAGAAAGAUAAAAAAAAAAAUGAGAAUAGUUCUAAGAUGAAAAAUGUUGAAAAAGAUAUAGUAAAUAACGUUGAAAAAAAAAAAAAAAACAAUACAGAUAUUUUAAAAAAUAGUACAAAUACAAAUAUAAAUAAGAUGAAUAAAAAUAAAGAUAACAACAUAGAAAGUACAAAGAAAAAACUUUUUUUGAAAAUAAAUGAACAUAUAAAUGUAAGUAAAAAAAAAAUAAAGGAAAAAGAAACAAAUAAAUUUAAAAAUAAAUUAGAAAAUAAUAAGGAUAUUGAAAAAAAAUAUAAACAGAAUCAAAAAAUAGAAAGUAAUGAAAAUAGCACUUCUAGAAUAAAUAAAUUUACAAAAGAGAACUAUGACAAAAAAUUGGAGAAAAAAAAAGAAAUUAAUAAUCAUAUUAAUUACAAUAAAGAUGAUAUAUUAAAAAAUACUAAGAAUAAUCAACAUAUAGGUGAAACUACAGGAGAGAGCAACAAAAAUGAAAAAGAUAGUAAAAUUAAAAUUGAAGAAAGCAAAAAUGAAAAAGUAGAUGAAAUUAAAAUUCAAAAUGAAAAUAAAGACAAAUGUAUUAAUAAUAAUGAAUUUAUUAAAGAAAAAGAAGGAAAUGGAUAUGAUGACAUAUGCAAGAAUUUAAAUGAUGAAAAUAAUCAAUAUUUGGAUAAUUAUAAUUUAAAAAAGUUUAGCAAAGAAAUAUUAAAUAAAUAUGAGUCUUAUGGCAAAAAAAAAUAUAAAUAUAAUAUUAGCAAUAUAAUUGAAAAUCAGCAUGAACAAAUUGUUAGUGCAUUCAUAGAAGUAUAUUACGACCUAAAAAUUUUUUUAAAAAAACAUAAAAAUUUAGAUCUCAUCAGAAUUAAUAAAUGCAAUUUUAUCGACUGUAUAGUUAUGUUUUACAUCUUAUUAAAAAAUAAAUUAAAUUAUAAGAACAAACAAUUAUAUAUGUUUAAAAUGAGCCUAAAUAAAAUUAAUAUUAUAUUUGAAAAUUAUGAAAAUAUGAAUACCGAAAUUGAAUCGAUAAAUUCAUUGGUAUCUAAAAUGAGUGAUGAUAUUGUUAAAUUAAAUGAUUCUAUUAAAAUAAAUUCGAAAUUAUUAAUAGAUAUUGAAGAAAAAUUUAAUAGUAAUAAGAAAAUUUUAAAUAAAGUUACUAAUGAUAUUGAUGAAAUAACUGAAAGUAAAAAUGAAUCAGAAAAGCAAAUUGAAGAAGAGUGUAUCUCCAUUAUUUUUAAAAUACAAAAUGUAGAAAAUAAUGAAAUCAAAAAUAUAUUAAAAAUUGUUAAUCCUGAUAUUAUUCUAAUUAAUAUAUCAAUUAUGCUAAAUACAUUAAUUAGGAAUUCAUUUCUAAAUGACAAUAUUGAUAACUGGAAUUACUUUAAAAAUUUUAUAUCAAAAGAAAAUUUUUCUAAAUUUUUUUUUAAUUUUAAAAAGGAAAAUGUAACAGAUAAACAAAUAAAGAGGGUGAAAGAAUACAUAAAUAAGGAGGAGAUAUUAUAUAAUACUCAGAAAAUAUAUGAAAUGAAUAAUUUAUUUUCUUAUUUUUUUGAAUGGAUUACAUUUAUAAUCAAAUAUAAGGAAUAUUAUAGAAAUGUUUGUGAUAUAAAUGUAACUAUUUCUAAUAAUAAAAUAAAAAAGGAAAAGUAUCAAGAUGAAAACCAAAAGUUAUUAGAAGAAAUGCAUAAAAUUAAAUCACUUAUUAUAAAUAAUAAAAAUGAGAUAAGUAUACAAACUGAACAAAUUGAAGAUCUAAAUAAAAAAUUAAGUAUAAUUAAUAAAUCUUAUUUACCUUUUUUAGAGAUAAAAAAAUUUUUAGAAAAAAUCAAAAAUAAAUAUACAUAUACUAUUGAAAAGAUUGAAAGCAAUUAUAAGUAUUUGGUUUCUGAAAUUUUACUUUUUUCUUUUUUUUUAAAUUAUUCUUCUUCCUUUAAUUAUAAAUAUAGAUGUUUUUUAUUAGAUAAAUGGAAACAAAUUAUAAAAAAAAAUAAUAUCCUAAUAAAAGAUGAUAUAAAAAUAGAAAGCAUUUAUUCAUGCGAUAGUAUCAUUUCUUUAUUUAUAUCUGAUAAUUUUCCUAGACAUAUUUUUUAUAUACAAAAUGCUUUAAUAUCCUUAAAUCAUUUUAGAUGGCCUCUAUUUUUAGAUCAGCAAAAUAUAGGAAUUGAUUGGUUAAAAAAAAGUUAUAGCAACAAUUUAGUUAUUCACAACUUUGAUGAAAAUUUGAGCAAACAUUUAGAUAUGUGUAUAAUAUAUGGAAAAAGUCUAAUAAUUCCAUUUUUUAAUUUUCAAAAUUUAUAUAUUUAUGAAAAAAAAAAUGAUGAAAAUUUUAAUUGUGAAUACCAAGAUCAAGAAAAUAUUAAAAAUAUAAAAACAGAUUUGUUAUAUAAAAAGAAUUUUCUUAAAUUUAAAUUAAGAAAUAAAGAAAUUAAACUUAAUUCAAAUUAUAGUAUCAUUGAACCUAUUAUUGAAAGAAACAUAUAUUUAUUAAAUGGGAAAUAUUAUAUCAAUAUUGGUAUGAAGAAGUUAGAAUAUAACAAUCAAUUUAGAUUAUUUCUUGUAAGUGACACUAAUGAUAGAUACUUUGAGGAUAUUGAAGAUUAUGUUAAUAUAAUAGAUUUUCAAAUAGAUAAAAAUUUAAUUGUAAAUAAAAUUGUAAAUAUCAUAUUAAAGCGUGAAGACGAAAAAAAAAUAAUUAACUUUAACACAAAAAUAAGAAACUUCUAUGAGACAAAACAAACACUAAAAUUUUUAGAUGAUGGUAUGAUUUUAGAGUUAUGCGCUUUCAACAAUAAAAUUAAUAAUCAUAAUAAUUUAAUUAAUGUCAUAAAUAACAAUGUUUUAAAAAAAAUUGAGAUAAAAAAAUUAUUGAAAGAAUCCAAAAAUGAAAUUAAGAAAAUUAAAAAUUCAUCAGAUAAUAUAAAAUAUCUUGGUUAUAGAUUUUAUAGCAUAUAUAAAGUUUUACAAAAACUAUCUAAAGUGAAAUCCAUUUAUAAUUUUAAUUUUAAUUAUAUGUUAAAUAUUUUGAAUCAUUUGAUUAAAAAUAUUAAUAAAAAAAUGCUAAUCUGCAAUUUUAAUCAACUGAUUAAAAAGUUUACACACAACUGUUUCAUAUUUUUUUUAAAUACAAUAAAUAAAAAAGAUAAAUUAUUUUUUUGUUUUCUCUUUUAUUCCUCCCUAAUAUUUGAAGAAAAAAAGUUAAAGGAUGUAAAGAAAUCAGUUAAAAUAGAAAAAGAAACAUAUUAUUCCUUAUUUUUAAGAAUGAAAAACUUUAGAAGUAUUAAUGUAACUCAUCUAGAAAAAAUAGAAUGGUUAAAUAAUAAAAAAAAAAGAGAAUUGAUGUUUUUAGAAAAGGAAAUAAUAAGUUUUAAAAAAAUUGUUGAAGACUUAAUGAAUAAUUCCAAUGAAUAUUUUAAUUGGUAUAAACAAAACAAACCUGAAGAAAAUUUAUUUUUUUUGAAAAGAGUUCAUUUAGAUAAAUUAGAAACUAUUUUAUUUCUAUAUGUAAUGCGUAAGGACAGACUACAUUAUUAUAUAUUCUUUUUGUUACGAAAUUACUUAGAUUUAUCAGAAAAUGUUAACUACAAUUUUAAUUUCUCAAAUGAUUUAAAUUACUUAGACACGAAAACAUUUUUGUAUAUAGUAGAAUCAAAUCAUACAUAUGAUACCAUUUCAUCUAACAAUAAUAUAAAAACAUUUAGUGUAGGAAAUAAUUUUAAUAGUGAUAUUCAAAUAAUAAUAGAAACUUCAUUACAGAAUGGAAGAAAAUUAUUAUUAGAGAAUAUACAUUUAAUAAAUUUUAAUAUAGAAAAGUUUUACGAAAUUUAUAAUAAUAAAAAAAUUCAUUCUAAUUUUGAGUUAUAUUUAACAUCAGAAAAAGAUUGUUCUAUUUCAAUAAUAAAAAAAGCCAUUAAAAUUUACUCGCAUAGUGAAGAAUAUUUAAAAAGUUUUUUGAUCGAAUUUUUUACUUGCACUCAUAAUAUUUAUAAAGACAAAAUAAAAAAUAAUUUUAUAAACUCCUUUUUGUUUUCACUAUCAUUCUUUCAUAGUAUUUUAGUUUCUAGAUGUAAUUAUGAUGACUUUGGUUUUGAUGAAUUAUACUGUUUCGACAUUAAGGAUUUUGAAAUUACAUUUGAUUGUCUUUUAUAUUAUUUUAAUUUAAUUCAACUAAAUAAUGUAUUAAAUAAAAAUGAAAGGUCAAAUAAAAGAAUAUAUGAUAAUUUCAAUAAUAAAUCUAUAAGUGAAGACGUGGUAUCAAAAGAAAUAAAUAUAAAUUGGAAAUUCGUAAAGGAUAUUAUCUUAAAUGGAUAUGGAAAUAAGGUCAAUAAUCUAGACAGAAGAAUUAUAAAAAGUUAUAUCAACGAAUAUUUUAAUGAAUAUUUAUUUAACGAAAAAAAUGAAUUUAUAUAUUCAACUGAUGAAGGCUAUAAUUAUAAAUUUUUAUUAAACAGAUCUGCUAAAGAAUAUAUGAAUUUAAUUAAAAGUUAUCCUUCUUUUAAUAGUUGUAAAGUGUAUGGAAUGAAAAUAGAUGCUGAUAAAAAAAAAUAUGAGAAAUACAAUAAUAAUAUGUUAAGUAAUUUGAAAAAAAUUUGCAAUGAAGAAAUUUUAAUUUAUAAAAAAGAAAAUAAUGAUAAUGAUGUUUUUUUCAACUUGGAUAGUGAUUAUUAUUCAAGCUCAAUGGUUAACACAGAAGAAGAUGAUAUAAUAAAUGAAAAUAAAAAUAAAAAAGAAACUUUAAGAAAAUUAGAAUCAGAAGAAUGUACAAAAGAAAUGUAUGAAAAUAAAUUUCUUAUAAAGAUAACGAAUAAAGAGGAAAAUUAUUCCAUCAAUGAACAAAUAAAUGAUUGUAACAUUUGUAACAUUCAUUAUUUUAAUCUAAAUUUUUUAAAAAAUAUUAAGAAAAUGAAUGAAUUCUAUGAAUUAAUAAAAAAAAUUAAAAUAGCAUUCAAAAACAAUUUAACUAUUAAUUCAGAAUGGAAAAAAUUUAAUAUAACAACUAUUCAAUCUUGUUGUUUAAAUGAGACCAAAAAGUUUAAAGAAAUAACAAAUAUUAUAUAUAGUGAUAUUAUAAAAAUUGAACAGCAAUUAAAUAAAAAUAAAAAAAAUUUUGAAAUUGAUUCUAAAGAAAUUAUGUUCUAUUUAUCAUUAAAUAAAAUACCAAAAAAAUGGGCUUGUAAUUUUAAUAAAAAAAUAAAAAAUGUUGAUAAUUUUAUUACGUAUUAUGAAAACGUUAAAGAACAACUAUACUUCUGGAAUAUUACAGGAGAACUAAAUUUUUAUAAUAUACAAUAUUUGUUUUAUCCAUCACAACUUUUUAAAGCAUUGUUAAUUAAAUUUAGUUGUGUUUAUAAAAAAAAAUUAAAAGAUUGUAUAUUCAUAUGCAAAAUAGAUAAUGUAAUGGAAACAAGAAAAAAGGAAAAUGUUCAUUCUCAAAAAAAUAUUUUUUAUAGUAGUGAAGAAGAAACUGAAUUUUUAUCAAAUGAAGUAAAUUAUAUAAAUUAUGUUCAUUAUGAUACGGAAAAUUAUAGUGAUAUAUAUUUGCUAGGAAUUUAUACCAUGAAUGAUAAUUUUGAAUUCUUAGGAAUUAAAUCUAAAAGUAAUAAGAAAUAUGAUGAAAUACCUAUAAUAACUUUAGGUAUAACUGAAAAAAAAAAAAAGAAUAUAUUAAAAGAUAAAAAAAUUCCUCUUUAUCAAAAUAAGUAUAAUGGAAAACUAAAAAAAAAAAAUAAUAGGUUUAUAACAAACUUGUAUUUUAAUAUUGAUAAGCACAAAUCUUUAAUAUACAUUAAUAAAAUUUAUUUAUUCAUUUACAAUUAA
This is a messenger RNA of Plasmodium relictum, 16227 nucleotides long. RefSeq names its product dynein heavy chain, putative. Bases 1 to 16227 code for a protein of 5408 amino acids. Gene Ontology annotation, molecular function: dynein intermediate chain binding; dynein light intermediate chain binding; minus-end-directed microtubule motor activity. Gene Ontology annotation, cellular component: dynein complex; axoneme. Gene Ontology annotation, biological process: microtubule-based movement. The record is from RefSeq and is a predicted model, not a curated record. Lineage: Eukaryota; Apicomplexa; Aconoidasida; Haemosporida; Plasmodiidae. The transcript has 34 exons.